AGGACAGGAGAAGAAUGUUUUAUGAAUUACCGUGCUACCUAACACUCAGCCAAAACAUCUGGGCUUCUUCGGGGAGGCUCCAUCCCUCCAUUUCACAUACCAUAGCCCUGGAGAAAGAAGCCUAGUGCCUGCAUAGCAGAGCAAUCCUACUGACCCGCUUCUCCAGAUAACUAGCAGCCUGCAACAGCACCACACUGUUAACACCAUGGAGAGACUCUCUCACUCACAUCCACUUCCAGCACUGGGCAGAGUAACCAGAAAAGGUAUCCUCCUGUUCUUUGUCUUCGCUGGAUUGAUAUACUUCCUGAAGGGACUUUUGCAGCAGAAAACCUCAUCAGAAAGCCCUUCGAUUCGUCUCCCUGCCCAAGCUACAGGAGAAGAGGCAGGAUUCCACCCCAAUGUCACCCCCUGGGGAGCCCCCAUUGUGUGGGGAGACAGCCCGGAGUCACAGAUCAGAAGGCAGAAGUUCACAAACAGGGCUGUCACCACAGGCCUAGCAGUGUUUGUUGUCGGCACAUACGCACAAUACCUCCACAAGUUCAUCAUCUCUGCCGAGGAGUAUUUUUUGCCAGAACACUUUGUCACUUACUACAUACUGACUGACAACUUGCGAGGGAUCCCUACGAUUACUCUGGGAUCUGGCCGAGAAAUCAAGCCGUUUUAUAUCGCCGAGAGGCCAGACUGGGUUUAUUUGUCGAAAACGAGGAUGUCUCUGCUGAGUAGUGUAAUCAAAGAGCUGAUCCAGGAUGAGGUGGAUUAUAUAUUCUCAAUGGACGUGGACCAAGUGUUUGUAAACCCUGUGGGAUCCGAAAUCCUGGGAAGCCUUGUGGCCACUUUGCACCCGGAAUACUACAACCAGCCCUUGGACACGUAUCCUUAUGAAAGGACUGAGGACUCCAAAGCCUACGUUGAUGGCUCCGAAGGGGAUUACUAUUACACCUCAGAGAUCUAUGGUGGCUCGUGCCCUGAGGUUUAUAAGCUGGCGUUGACUUGUUCCCAGUUCAUCAUCCAGGAUAUGGAGAUUAGCUUCCAUGCAUUCCUAUUCGAGGAGAGCUACCUAAACCGAUACCUGAUCCAGAACAGACCUACUAGACUUCUUUCCCCAGAAUACAACUGGCUGGCUGCUCAGAAGACAUCUGAGGAAAUCCAAGUGAAGAGGAUUCUUUCUUUGCAGAGAUGAAGAGAGUCUUUCAGGUGGCACACAUGGACUAAGGCAUCUAGGGCACUGCAUUUAAAUGAUGUAUCUCAGUACUCUACACGACAAACUCUUGUUAUUAGAAUACAUGUCUCAACAUAAACUUGGGGCAAGAAUGCUUUUACCCAACGACCUCCACAUAGGAUACAACUUUAGGUCCGCUCCUCUUUGAGGGUUACUAGCUUCUUCAGCAAAGACGCCAAGUCAACUGUCCAAAUGAAUUUUGUCUUUCUUCAGUUAAAAAAAAAUCUCAAAUAAAAA
This is a messenger RNA of Polyodon spathula (Mississippi paddlefish), 1456 nucleotides long. Its product is annotated as globoside alpha-1,3-N-acetylgalactosaminyltransferase 1-like. The coding region runs from base 206 to 1180 and encodes 324 amino acids. Gene Ontology annotation, biological process: carbohydrate metabolic process. The record is from RefSeq and is a predicted model, not a curated record. NCBI's taxonomy places the organism in Eukaryota, Metazoa, Chordata, Actinopteri, Acipenseriformes, Polyodontidae. The transcript has 3 exons. Gene Ontology annotation, cellular component: membrane; Golgi apparatus; vesicle. Gene Ontology annotation, molecular function: hexosyltransferase activity.